AGUGUCAUUAUCACCUUUUUAUUUUUUGUGCGAAAUCGAUACCAAAAUAAGUACCAUCGGACCGGGUUAAAUCCUAGAAUAUAACGUAAAUAUUACUUGAAAUGUUUGCGAGUUGGUAAAGUGAUGCAGCAUAUUGUGACCAAUGGUCGCGUGUGGUACGAAACGGCACGACGCCUGGUCCAUUACAGUUCGCAGUACCCGACGAAAGGACAUCUUCAAAUCGUCCGAUUGUACGUUAGUAAAGCACCAAUUAGUCAAAUCAGCACGUCGACUACCAAAGAAUCAAUCCGAACUAAUAAUGUCAAUGAGGAUAGAGCCCCGCAGUCUGUCCCACUUGCCCAGUUUACAGCUUCAACCUCAGUGGACACAAAAGAUAUAAUCGAAGAAAUUGGCAAAUCAGUCAAUUUUAAGAGCGAUGGAGGCGAGAGUAGUAGCAAACAGCCGGCCUUACAAGCGGUACCGUCCAGUUUCAGUCGAUUAAUUUACCACUAUCUGAUGCUGUCGAAAAUCCGGCUAACCUCUCUGGUGGUUAUGACAACGAUGGCUGGUUAUGCUAUGGCUCCGGCUCCAUUUGAAUUGUCCACGUUUCUGCUCUGUUCGCUUGGAACAACGCUCGUAUCAGGUGCGGCUAAUUCAAUAAACCAAGUAAUAGAGACAUCAUUUGAUGCACAAAUGGCGCGCACACGUAAUAGAGUGCUUGUCAAAGGUUAUCUGACGCGUCUUCACGCAGUUGGGUUCGCUCUAGGAGCCAGCACCGUUGGGGUCAGUAUGCUACAUUAUGGCGUAAACGAUUUGACAGCUGUUCUAGGUGCAGCAAAUUUGAUCCUUUACACGAGUAUCUACACUCCCAUGAAACGCUACAGUAUUCUAAACACAUGGGUUGGAUCAUUAGUUGGAGCGAUACCUCCUCUGAUGGGUUGGGCUGCUUGUACAGGAGAUAUAGGCACAGGAGCUUGGAUCCUUGCUGGGCUAUUGUACUGCUGGCAAUUUCCACAUUUCAACGCACUCUCAUGGAAUAUCCGACCGGAAUAUCUAAAAGCAGGUUACAAAAUGAUGGCCAAUUCCCAUCCACAGUUAUGUACGCGGGUUUCACUUCGGCACACUGGUUACAUCACGGCAUUGUCCCUGUUGGCUCCGGUAUUGGACGUUACUAACGUUUGGUUUGCCGUUGAAAGUUUACCAUUGAACGCGUACUUCAGUUAUCUUGCCUGGGACUUUCAUCAAAAAGCCGACAGUAAAAGUUCUCGGAAGCUGUUCCGAUUUUCUCUGCUACAUUUGCCGCUUUUGAUGGCACUGUUCCUACUUAAUAAGAAAUACUGGGCGAUCUCGCAGGAUAAAACCAAUGAAGAUUCUGUUGCGGCCAUGGUUGUGCUCGAUAAAGAUAAAAUUUCAAUGUUUAACAGAACGGAAAAUCCUUAUCUAGUACCGAACAUUGUAACUGAAGUCGGAAACCUGAGCUCCCCCCAUGGUAGCAUCAAAGCCAUCGAAGAUAAUUUGAUUUCCAAUGUCGCCGUUGUUCUGCCUACCGGAGCAUCGAGCAAGCAAAAACUGUAAGGCUAAUGAAGUUGAUGUUGUUCGCAGAAAACAGAUGUAAAUAAAAUGAUAAAGGUAUAAACAA
Messenger RNA from Malaya genurostris, 1618 nucleotides. It is a transcript of the gene Cox10, whose product is annotated as protoheme IX farnesyltransferase, mitochondrial. Lineage: Eukaryota; Metazoa; Arthropoda; Insecta; Diptera; Culicidae. Gene Ontology annotation, molecular function: protoheme IX farnesyltransferase activity. The transcript is spliced from 4 exons. The record is from RefSeq and is a predicted model, not a curated record. Bases 124 to 1554 code for a protein of 476 amino acids. Gene Ontology annotation, biological process: heme biosynthetic process. Gene Ontology annotation, cellular component: mitochondrion; mitochondrial membrane.